Molecule: messenger RNA, 3388 nt
Organism: Pectinophora gossypiella (pink bollworm)
Lineage: Eukaryota; Metazoa; Arthropoda; Insecta; Lepidoptera; Gelechiidae
Gene: Ns3
Product: large subunit GTPase 1 homolog
Exons: 10
Coding region: 114-2045 (643 amino acids)
Biological process (GO): ribosomal subunit export from nucleus
Cellular component (GO): cytosol
Molecular function (GO): GTP binding; GTPase activity
Source: RefSeq, a predicted model, not a curated record
AAAAAACAUGUGUUUUUGACAAAGUUCACGUUUCCUACCGGAAUUCAAGAAAUUGUUAAAAUUGUCCUAAUUUUGUGUUUAUAUCUACGAAAUUUUGGUCCUCAUAUGAAAAGAUGGGUAAAAAGAAUAAAGAUUCUCUCGGGCGAGCACUCAUCAAGGACAGAUUCUCUAAGAAUCGGCACCGAAAACAUGUUGAAGACAACACUAUGCUCCAUACAACUGAAGUAAAUGAUGGCUACGACUGGGGCCGUCUUAAUUUACAAUCUGUAACAGCGGAGUCAUCACUACAAGAGUUCCUAUCAACAGCAGAACUAGCUCAAAGAGAAUUUACUGCUGAGAAACUGAACUUAAAAUAUGUUUCUUCAGUACCCAGUGAGGUCGAAGCUGCUACGUCCCAGCCAAACUUUGAUGAGCCUUUAACUGUACCAAGGAGGCCGCCAUGGAAACCAGGUAUAACAGCCGAGGAACAGAGUGACAGGGAGCGAGAAGCUUUCCUAGAGUGGCGUCGUAACCUAAACGAGCUGCAAGCUAAACUGGGGGCUGCCUUGACACCCUAUGAACGGAAUCCGGAGCUCUGGAAGCAAUUGUGGAGAACUUUGGAGAAGUCUGACGUUGUUCUUCUACUGUUGGAUGCUAGGAACCCUUUGCUGUUCAGGUGUGCGGAUUUGGAGAAGUAUGCUGCAGAACAACAGUGCAAAUGUAUUCUGUUGUUGAACAAGGCUGAUUUGAUCAGUGAAUAUCAACGUAAAUGUUGGGCAGAAUAUUUUGAUAAAGAGAAAGUGCCCAUUGUUUUCUUCUCGGCUGCAAAACCUACAAAAGAAAGGAAGAUAUCUGAAGAAAGUGACAAAUCAGAAGAGAAAAUUAUAUCUGAAAUUGACCCAGAAGACUCAGAAACUGAUAACACUGACGCAGACAAUGAAGAUAGUGACUUUGAUAAAGAAGCCUUAAAGGGUAGUGAAGAAGACAUAGAAUUGUUUAAAAAACAACUAGGGGAUCUUAAUGAAGCUGUAGCAAAUACUGCUAACAAAAUUGAUAACAUACAAAAUACGUUAGAUAAGGUUCUAGAAAACUUUAGGCUUGGUAAACCUGUGGAACUUUUGCAGAGUAAUACAGUUUCUGAAAACAAAAACGAGGAAGGCGCUGCUGCAGGUUCCGAAGAAAAAACUGAUGAAAACACAGAAGUGAAGAACUCACAUGAAAUAUUUGAUAGGGAUAGGCUAGUAGGAGUGUUGAAAGAACUAAAGUUAGAGAAUUUGAAGAACCCUCCUAGAGUGACAGUGGGUAUGAUUGGCUACCCCAAUGUUGGGAAAUCCAGUACUGUCAAUGUUCUAAUGCAGACUAAGAAAGUGAGUGUGAGUUCGAUGCCGGGUCACACACGACACAUCCAGUCUCUGAUCCUGGACGAGGGUAUAGAGCUGUUGGACUGCCCCGGGCUGGUGUUGCCAGCGUACGCCGUCGCACCAGACUUAUUACUAACCGCUGUGCUGCCUAUUGAUCAGAUGCGGUCUCACGAUGCGGCGAUGGCGCGUCUCUGCCAGCUGGUCAGCAAGCACACGUUCGAGCAGAAGUACGGACUGCUACUGCCACAGGAGCACACAGACGUCGACUACAAGCAGAUACUUACCGCGCAUGCCUUCAACCGAGGGUUUAUGACGGCGGCCGGCCAACCGGAUCAGUCCAGAUCAGCUCGCUUGCUGCUCAAGGAUGCAGCCAGCGGCAAGCUUCAAUGGGAGCAGCUGCCUCCAGGGUGUGCGCCGGCGCCUAUAGAGGACAUGCUGGCUGAACGACGACAGAAGAGGAAGCCCACACCGCGAGAGGCUAGGAUGGUUGAGGGUUGGUUGAGCAAGGCAGCUGAAAUAGACAAAGCUUUCUUCGCCAACCAGAGGGCGACGGUGCACGUUAAAGGAAAACCUAUUAUGGGGGUAUCAGGCGCGCAGCCAGCCGAUCACCCGUACACCAAACCCUGGAAGCUGGAGAAACGUCACGCCAACAAGAACAAACGCGAGAAGCUCCGGAGGGUCUACGCACACCUCGACGAACACUAGUAUUUAUAUCCCCUUACAUUUUAUACUUCAAAUUGUAAGGGCUCGUUUAGUAAGUUGUGAGUGCUGGCGCCAAGAACUGGGGGGCUAAAUAUGCAUUCAUGCAACUGCCGAAACUCUCCCCUAACAACUUCUCCUUCUCCAGAUAAAAACAGAUUUGUAAAAAACGUGAAACAAACCAGCCUAUCAAGAAACUGUAUUAUUUAGAACUGCCUGAAAUUCGAGGCUGACUAGAGGGCUAAAAAGCCACAUCGAAAAAAUUCAUCUAAAAAGCAAUUUGGUUUUUUUGACAUUUGAUGGCAUUGAGCAGUUGUUUUUAUAUGCGCAAUUUUGGAAUAGCAAUAUUGCUUUUUAGACGAAUUGCUUCAAUGUACCAUUUUUAACCCACCCUGACUUACGUGACUACUCGUAUUCAGACUCUGUCACUCGAUCUUAACAGCUUACUGACUCCUCGUUAGAGCCAGUGACUGUAAAUGAGCCUUUAAUGAAAAAUAAUGUUCGCUGAAGUAAUUCGUGAUUCAUCUGAAAAUGUAUGGAUAAUUAAGUUUUUAUAUGGUACAAUACUGGCUGUUAAAAUAAAAAACAAUUAUUUCUAGGGUUCCGUACCCAAAGUACCUAACCUAAAAAACGGGACCUUGUCACUAAGACUCCGCUGUCCGUCCGUCCCUCUGUCACCAGGCUGUUUCUCAUGAACCGUGAUAGUCAAAUAGUUAAAAUUUUCAAAGAUUUCUGUUGUUGUUAUAACAAUAAAUACUAAAAAUAAAAUAAAUGAUAAAAUUCUAAUCUAGAAAUAGAAGCCAGUCUAAGAUGAUCAAAAAUCAAUCUGUUACCUUUCGACUUAUUUUCGAAUUUUAUUUAUGAAUUAAGUAAAAAUGAGUACGACGUUUGACAGCUUUUAUUGAUGACGUCACAGGACAGUAUUGCCAUACAACCUCCGAAGAAAACUUUCGUUUUGACGUUUCGUUUAAAAAGUAUCUCAUUUGACUGGGUUGCCAAGUAGCCUAUUGUUGAUCGUUAAGUCUUCAUUUAUCUUUUUCUUUCGGUGCCGUCUUCUACCUGAGGCUGAUGGUCUUUACGGUGACCUUUACUUGCUUUUUCCUUCAUAAUUUAUGAAUAACUCCAAUACUGUCAAACACUCACUCCAACUUGUUGCUUAACUUCAAACAUUUUGAUACGAAAGAUCACGCACAGAACAAAGUAAGUAAUUUAUUCUGUCAGCGAGGUGUGAUUGGAUGGAUGUACGCGACAACAGAAUGGAUUGGUACUUGAGAGCGUUGGUUUGACAUAUAUAAUGUAUAUUUAAAACUCAGUUUACACCACAAUAAAUAUUUCGCUCGAGUUUAAAA